AUGGAGAAGGCUGAGAAGGAGGUAAUCCUGGUUCCAAAAGAGUGGAUGGGCUUUCUUCAAGCAUUGCUCCAAGCCCCGGCCCACUACAGAUGGGCCAAACAGCUAUUGGAGUCUGGCUUCCCUCAACUUUUGCAGAGGGGAGGUGAUGGGGAUUGCCAUCUCUGUUUGGGUUCUCAUUCUUCAGAUUCUGAGGCCUGCAGUCGCCUGCUAUCUGAACCAUACUUUGUCAAAGAGAUUGAGGAGGCUUUACCUAAUGAGGAUAUAGAGGAAGUGUUGUCCAGCAAGAAGAGAGGAAGGAAAGGAAAGGCAGUUACACCUAUGGUGGACUCGGCUGCCAGGAGGAGUAGCAGAGUCAAAGCAAAUUCGAAUGGCUUCAAGUUGAGUACCUGUAGGGUGAAGAAUUGUCUGGGGUGCUCCAAUGGCCCCCCCAACUUUGCCCCCUCUUUCUCUACAGAAGAUUGGAGCCUCUAUGUGCCAGCUUCAGGAAGACCAACUGGAGGAGCAGUCUCUUUUGAACAAGAGUAG
Messenger RNA from Miscanthus lutarioriparius, 525 nucleotides. The record is from the annotation of a GenBank genome assembly. Lineage: Eukaryota; Viridiplantae; Streptophyta; Magnoliopsida; Poales; Poaceae.